UUUUUAAAAUGUUUAGUAGAGACUGUAUCUCACUCUGUUGUGCAGGGUGGUCUUGAACUCCUGAGCUUAAGCGGUCCUCCUGCUUUGGCCUCCCGAAGUGCUGGGAUUACAGGUGUGAGCCACCGCACCUGGCCGAGUAGACAUUCUUAUCCCCAUUGAACAGAUAAGCAAACAGGCUGUCUCAAGCUGGCCCUAAUCUAGCAAAGUGGCUUCCUCUCCCCUCUCCCACCGUGCAGCACCCCCUGGGGACACCACCUCUGUGUUCCCUGCCUUGCUCAGUGUUUUCUCCACUUGGAAUGCCAUGCCACUGCUCAGGCUGUGUUACUUUGCAGAGAGCCGCCCUCCCACUCUCUUCAGUGGCUGCCUCUGCCCUGGGUUCCCCCAGCAGGCAGUAAGCUUUAGGGGCACGGGGCCCCACUGGAUUCCUCCCAAUGUCAGAGCACUUGGGGUGAAUGAUGACCAAACCACUUGUCCCCAGCCCCAGCCCUGGUAGUUUCUCUGCAAGCCCCGGCCAGUGAGGCUGCCUGUGGGGAAGAGUCUGCCGUGCUCUCUCACACCCUCCUCUCUGUGCUGCAGCCCCUCCCACCCAGAUCAUGCCUUUUGCUCCUGCAGCCACCUGGCUGACUCUUACUCUUCAGCUCCCGGCUUAGGCAUUGCCUCGUCUAGGAUGCCUUCCCUCCCCUCCAGCCUGUAUUAGAUGUUGCACUUCUGCCUCUUCCAUUUAUUCAGUCAAUCCUCAACACGUAUUUAUUGAGCACCUAGUGUUUGUGCACUCGUAUCCCCCGAAGACCUGGGCCAUCCUAGGCCCCAUCCUAUCCCCCUAGCACCCAGUACUGGCUGACCUGGAUAUGCCCCGCCCUGUGGCUUCUGCAGCUGCACCUCGUGGAGUCAGACCCCAACCACUUUGCAUCCCAGUUGGUACAGACCUUCAUCCACUUUGACAUGACCGAGCACCGGAGGGAUGAGGAGAAUGCACGGCUGCUGGCAGAGUUGGUGCGGGCUCGCGGCCUAAAGCUAGAUGGCUGCUUCUCCUACUGGGACGACUGCCUGGUGCUCACAGCCCUGCUCUGCCAGGAGCUGGGUCUGCCCUGCAGCCCCCCAGCUGCCAUGCGCCUGGCCAAGAAGAAAAGCCUCACCCAGCUGCACCUGUUGCGCCACCGUGGCCCACCCUGGCCUGCGCCCUCCCUCCAUGCUGUGCCCUGCUGCCCACUGGAGAGCGAGGCUGAUGUGGAGAGGGCCGUGCACCAGGUACCCCUGCCGGGUGUCAUGAAGCUGGAGUUCGGGGCAGGUGCAGUGGGCGUGCGGCUGGUAGAGGAUGCGCCACAGUGCCAUGAGCACUUUUCCCGGAUUACCCGAGACUUGCAGGGCGAGGCCGACCACCCGGGCAUUGGGCUGGGCUGGGGCAAUGCCAUGCUGCUGAUGGAGUUUGUGGAGGGCACCGAGCACGAUGUGGACCUGGUGUUGUUUGGUGGGCGACUGCUGGCUGCCUUUGUCUCCGACAAUGGCCCUACGAGGCUGCCUGGCUUCACUGAGACGGCGGCCUGCAUGCCCACCGGGCUGGCAUCAGAGCAGGAGGCACAGAUGGUGCAGGCAGCCUUCCGCUGUUGCCUGGGCUGCGGGCUGCUCGAUGGGGUCUUCAACGUGGAGCUCAAGCUGACCGGGGCUGGGCCUCGGCUUAUCGAGAUCAACCCCCGCAUGGGUGGCUUCUACCUGCGUGAUUGGAUCCUGGAGCUCUAUGGCGUGGACCUGCUGCUGGCUGCUGUUAUGGUGGCCUGCGGCCUGCGUCCUGCCCUGCCCACCCGCCCACGUGCUCGUGGCCACCUGGUGGGCGUCAUGUGCCUUGUGUCCCAGCACCUGCAGGCCCUGAGUUCCACUGCCAGCCGUGAGACCCUGCAGGCCCUGCACGACCGUGGCCUGCUACGCCUCAAUCUGCUGGAGGAGGCCCUGGUGCCUGGGGAGUACGAGGAGCCCUACUGCAGUGUGGCCUGUGCCGGGUCCAGUCCCACCGAGGCCCGCCUCCGCCUGCUGGGCCUCUGCCAGGGCCUAGGCAUUGACGGGCCCAGCUACCCUGUUGCUCACUUCCUGUCUCACUUCAAAUAGCAGUGGGGCCAGGGGGCAGGGAAGCAGUGCUGGGAGUAGGGACUGUGGUACCCUCUACUCCCUGGAGCUCUUUCUGCCUCUCUCCACAUCGCCAUGCCCCAGCCCCAGCCUGGCCUGCUGCAACGCCUAGGUCUGUUUCAGAGCAGCAGGGCAAUUUUGACACCAAGGCAUCCUGGACUCAAGGGCCUCUUGCCCUCCCAAACGCCCCAGUCCAGCCCAGAGCUUCCCCAGCAUUCUAGACUUGGAGAAGUGACAAUGACCGCACACACACACACCCCUCUGUCGCCAGCUCCCCAGGUGGGAGUGAGCCCAAACCCAGCCCCUCCUGUCCACCCCUCCAGGUCUCACUCUCUUCCUGCCACCUACAAGAGGAGAGGACCUGGCUGGGCCCCAAGCCUUGGACAAAUCCUAGAAAAACCUGAGACUAGAACCCUUGUCUUUCUCUUACCCAAAUUCUAGGAUAGCUCUAGAGCCUGCUAAAAACUUGGUGGCAUCCAACCUGCCUCAUUCGGCCUGAGCAGUAGAGGCAGGUGGACUGUGGACAGAAGCAAUCCUCUUUCCGCUCACCCCGGGCAGACACUACUGCCUGCGUUCCCCCGGUGAAAGGAAACAGGCUGAGAGAGGAAAAAUGACUGCUCCAGCAUUAUACCACCACGGAGGGUGGGUCACAGGACAUGAUGCAGGGUCCAGGUUUCUGUUUUGAUCAAGUCUUACAUGCCCAUUCAGCUUCUAGGCCCCCCUCACCUCCCUGCCCUCAUUCACGAGUGGCCCUGAGACAUGUGAACGCCUCCCUCCUAUGCAUCACAAACCUUCUCCACGAAGCUUUGGUGCUUUGGCCUCCGGCACACCUAACUAGCAUUGGCAAAGGAGUCUACAUUCUCUUCCUCAUUCAGGGAAGAUGCUUUAAGAACUCCUGCCUCUGUGCAGCACAGGAACUGGAGACAGCUCCCCAAGCAUCCCUCCCCAAAUAAAGGCUUAUGUACUAGUGAA
Molecule: messenger RNA, 3090 nt
Organism: Mandrillus leucophaeus (drill)
Lineage: Eukaryota; Metazoa; Chordata; Mammalia; Primates; Cercopithecidae
Product: carnosine synthase 1
Exons: 1
Coding region: 943-2100 (385 amino acids)
Biological process (GO): carnosine biosynthetic process
Molecular function (GO): ATP hydrolysis activity; metal ion binding; carnosine synthase activity
Source: RefSeq, a predicted model, not a curated record